AUUUCUUUAAUUCAUACAAACAACACCAUCUCUCUCCUCUCCUGUCUCUAUCGAGUGGGUUCACAGUGUCAAAGAGAGAAACAAAAGCAAGUUGUGUUCGUAUUCUGCCUCACUCUCAAUUUAUAAAUUCAGAUUUUGAUUUUGAUUUCUUGGAGUCUUUGAGAAGAAGCAAUCUUUUUUUCUAGAAUGGAGAAAGCUUCUUCUUCUUCUUCUUCUUCUUCUCCACGUAGGUCUGCUUAUCUGGAAGCUCUAACACAAGAGAUUAAGAAGAAGCUUACUCGGGCGGUAGUAUCACCAGCACAAACACGCAACUUGUUGCAAGACUUGUUUGCUGAUAUAGCUCUCGAAGUCGACCAACGUGCCAAAGAUGUGAUUCUUAGCAAAGAAGAGGAGGAUGGUCCGUUGUGUUUCUUCGACGUGCUUGCUGAUUACUAUGUGAAUGUCUCUGAGAGAGGGAAGGAUAUACUUGAUUUGAUGGUUCAGCUUUGGAGCCAGUCCUUUGCUUCCCACAUAUUCUCCCUUCUCUUCCAUAAAUGGCUGUUUGAGGUUGAGGUUGAGAACCAAGAGAUACUCCUUCGGUAUUCUUCUGCUUUGGUGCAGGGAGCUACUAAUGUGUUUUGGAUAGACAUCCAGACAAAUACAAGACGCUUCCAAACUCUCUUUCGGUACCUUCUUGAGGAAGUUGCUUUGGAGCCGAUCAGAUUAAAAAAAAUUCCCAUUCAGGCACAGAGGGAACUCUAUCUCCUGAUCUCAAGGUUCAUUUUCUUUUACAAUUCAGUGGAUAAACUCGAUAGCUUCUUGAGGAACUUCCCGGAGUUUCCUAAUGCUUUCCUAGUUGGAGGAGCCGGAGAUUUCCUUGUUAUAGAACUUACCGAUCAGCUGCAAAAACUGAAAGUGGAACCAGUGCUGCUACACUAUCUUUCUCAGAUGAAGGUCCUCCAAGGUAUGGAACUGAGAAUGACAACAAGCACGAGGUUAAAGGCGUGUCUGUACAGUUUUACCUCACCUGGAGGUCCAAUGUACCCGACAAGAGCUGUCCGUCAUGCAGCCUGGGAUGCCUUGGAUUCCCUCUUUCCCGUUGGGCGUUACCCUAGGCAUCUCAUCAGUCUAUUUUUCAGGCUGCUGUAUCCAUGGUACUGGCCAUCCUCGUGCUGGAACUUUGUGGUUUCUUGCAUUAAAGCGGUACUCUAUUCCAUCGUAAGGCUCAUCUUUUCACGGCGAGAAAAGCCGAGGCAGAGCUGAAUAGCUUUUAUAUAUUGGUGAAGCCUCCUGCAAUAUCCCAAUCCUUGUGUAUAGAAUGUGGUUUUGGUCACAAUGAGGCGGCACACCAAGGGAACUUUACCUACGCUUGUAUUGCUUUCUAUGGAGAACAUUAAAUUCCGCUUUGAGGAAGAUCCCACAGAAUAGCUUUUUGACGUGUUUUGUUGUCAUUGUUAAGAUGUUAUUUUGCUGUAGAGGAUGAUGUAUUUUGACAAGAACCCUUUUAAUGUAAAAGAAAAAAACAUCCCUUCUCUAUA
Messenger RNA from Brassica napus (rape), 1517 nucleotides. RefSeq lists its product as uncharacterized. The record is from RefSeq and is a predicted model, not a curated record. Bases 187 to 1242 code for a protein of 351 amino acids. The transcript has 11 exons. Lineage: Eukaryota; Viridiplantae; Streptophyta; Magnoliopsida; Brassicales; Brassicaceae.